Gadus morhua (Atlantic cod) is the source of this 1203-nucleotide messenger RNA. RefSeq names its product small fragment nuclease (gene rexo2). The coding region runs from base 54 to 863 and encodes 269 amino acids. Gene Ontology annotation, molecular function: nucleic acid binding; 3'-5'-RNA exonuclease activity. Lineage: Eukaryota; Metazoa; Chordata; Actinopteri; Gadiformes; Gadidae. Gene Ontology annotation, cellular component: mitochondrion. The record is from RefSeq and is a predicted model, not a curated record. The transcript is spliced from 7 exons.
AGGCAGUUGAUGGGCGUGAGCAUGCAGCCAGCGACGACCACUGUAACUGCAGCAUGUGCGCCUUGAGUUCUUCGCGGUUCCUGUGCAGAAGGUGGGGUAUCGUUUUCCGGUCCAGUGGGGCAGUUUUCCUUUCAAAAAUUAACAUUUUACAGACGAAAAGGUCCGUGUGUUUCCACGAGAUCAGAACAGCACCAGGACGAUCUUCACGUGUGCUCGUCCCCGUUUUGAGCAACAACAUGUCAUCAAACACAUCAGACGCGAUGUCCCAGAGGAUGGUCUGGGUGGACCUGGAGAUGACGGGGCUGGACAUUGAGAAGGACAAGAUCAUCGAGAUGGCGUGCAUCAUCACAGACUCUGAACUCAAUGUGCUGGCAGAGGGACCAAAUCUGAUUAUAAAUCAACCAACUGAGCUCCUGGACGGAAUGUCUGAUUGGUGUAAAGAGCAUCAUGGCAAGUCGGGUCUGACUCAGUCAGUGAAGGACAGCAAGAUCAGCCUCCAGCAAGCGGAGUACGAGUUCCUCUCCUUCAUCAGGCAACACACGCAGCCCGGCCAGUGUCCCCUCGCUGGUAACUCUGUGCACGCCGACAAGAAGUUCCUGGACAAAUACAUGCCCCAGUUCAUGUACCAUCUCCACUACAGGAUCAUCGACGUCAGCACCAUUAAGGAGCUUUGCAGACGGUGGUUUCCAGAGGAAUACAAGCUGGCUCCCCAGAAGAAAGCGUCUCACAGGGCGCUGGGCGACAUCCAGGAGAGUAUCAGAGAGCUGCAGUUCUACAGAGCCCACGUGUUCAGAAGCCCUGCCGAGCAGAAGAACCUCAAGGUCACCCAGAACGGAGACGGCGACAAGACCGCGCACAACUAAAUCGCUAUCCCACUGGAGGCCCACUGUUGGUGGCUGUCUGCGGGGAGCCUGUGUGCACGCACAGUUUGCAAGAAAUAAUCAUCAGUUUCAUCAGUUAAUAAUCAUCAGACUCAUUUAGUUUUGUCUCCCUGUUUUUGUUUGGUUCAAGAAAAUGACAAAGACUUUGUUCCCUGUUAAAUGUCUGUUUCAACUUUGUUUAGUUUUUGCGGUUGCUUCUUUGAUUCAAAAGUGAAUGUAAAUGUUGUAUUUAUUUAGGCAGUUUAGAAUCUGAUAUUCAAUUGAAAUUUUGCUUUAUUCAAAAAAGAACCAAUUGAGACAAUAAAAUCUUGUUAUAAGGAGA